GUUCUGAAGAGAUAAGUAAGCUGGAGAUUGGAAGCAAGACAAAUUACAUAUAUGCUCCUAUGUGCUUGAAAGGAAAUUGUUGGGUUCCAGUAGUGAUCAAUAUCGAGAGAAGGUCUUUGAUCAUUCUCGAUUACGCGACACCAUUUGUUUCAGAAAAUGUUAAAAGGAUGCAUGUGGUUGCAUAUUCUGUUGCGAUGCCGUACAUUUUGCGCAAGCUCCUCAACAAAACAGAUAUGGAUGUUUCUGCAUUCAAAAUAUCUGUAGUGGACAAUAUAUCACAGGCUGAAAAGAUUGAAGAUACUGGGAUGUACAUGAUGAAGAUGAUGGAAUGCUAUGCUAUGCAUAUUAAUGCAAAUGAGAAACUUUCAGAAGGAAAAAUUGGAGACAUGAGAAAGAAACUUGCGGUUGACAUCUUUACAGAAAUAACAGAUUUCUAGGUAAGACUUCUCUCAGGUUUUAACAUGUAAAUUAGAAACCUACAACUAAGCUUAUAUUUCUUGAUUUAUUAC
Messenger RNA from Arabidopsis lyrata subsp. lyrata, 509 nucleotides. RefSeq lists its product as uncharacterized. The coding region runs from base 60 to 437 and encodes 125 amino acids. The record is from RefSeq and is a predicted model, not a curated record. Lineage: Eukaryota; Viridiplantae; Streptophyta; Magnoliopsida; Brassicales; Brassicaceae. Gene Ontology annotation, molecular function: cysteine-type peptidase activity. Gene Ontology annotation, biological process: proteolysis. The transcript is spliced from 2 exons.